CUCCAGCUCUUCCCUCGAUCCCUCCUGAAGCUUCGCCAGCGCGGGCUCGAUCCGAUUCAGCUGCGUCCACCGCUGAUCCGCGGGGGAGCUGAAUCUAAGCAGCGACGACCAUGAGCGAGGUGUUCGAGGGCUACGAGCGGCAGUACUGCGAGAUCUCCGCCUCCCUCUCCCGCAAGUGCGCCGCCGCCUCCGCUCUCGAUGGCGAGAAGAAGAAGCAGAAGCUGUCCGAGAUCCAGGCCGACGUGCAGGAGUCCGAGUCGCUGAUCAGGAAGAUGGACUUGGAGGCGCGGAGCCUGCAGCCGAGCGUCAAGGCGGGGCUGCUGGCCAAACUCAGGGAGUACAAGUCUGAUCUCAGCAGCGUCAAGAGCGAGGUCAAGCGGGUUUCGGCGCCCAACGCCCACCAGGCCACCAGGGAGGAGCUCCUCGAGGCCGGCAUGUCCGACACGCUCGCGGCGUCGUCCGAUCAGAGAGGAAGACUGAUGAUGACAUCCGAAAGAUUGAACCAGUCUUCAGAAAGAAUUAGAGAGAGCCAAAGAACAGUAUUCGAGACAGAAGAAAUUGGCGUGUCAAUUCUCCAGGACCUUCAUAAUCAACGGCAGUCACUGCUGCAUGCUCACACAACAUUGCAUGGCGUGGAUGACUACAUCGGCAAAAGCAAGAAGAUCCUGGCGUCCAUGUCCAAGAGGAUGGACAGGAACAAGUGGAUCGUCGGUGGCAUCAUCGCAGCGCUUGUCUUUGCCAUCCUCUUCAUACUGUACUUCAAGUUCGCUCGUUAGAGCUGAGCUUCUCCAAAUGUCACCUGGCUGGAGCUGAUUAUUUGUUGCCCAGAGACAACUAACUCUGCAUCCGAGGUGUGUGUGGAAUGUGAUGUACAGUGACACUUGCGACCAUGGAAAACAUGAAAUAUUACAAAGAUAUGUGUGGGGUUUUUCUUA
This is a messenger RNA of Lolium rigidum, 935 nucleotides long. Its product is annotated as vesicle transport v-SNARE 13-like. The transcript is spliced from 5 exons. Gene Ontology annotation, molecular function: SNAP receptor activity; SNARE binding. The coding region runs from base 111 to 776 and encodes 221 amino acids. The record is from RefSeq and is a predicted model, not a curated record. Gene Ontology annotation, cellular component: ER to Golgi transport vesicle membrane; late endosome membrane; Golgi apparatus. NCBI's taxonomy places the organism in Eukaryota, Viridiplantae, Streptophyta, Magnoliopsida, Poales, Poaceae. Gene Ontology annotation, biological process: vesicle-mediated transport; vesicle fusion; intracellular protein transport.